Pyricularia pennisetigena is the source of this 435-nucleotide messenger RNA. RefSeq lists its product as uncharacterized. Bases 1 to 435 code for a protein of 144 amino acids. The transcript has 2 exons. NCBI's taxonomy places the organism in Eukaryota, Fungi, Ascomycota, Sordariomycetes, Magnaporthales, Pyriculariaceae. The record is from RefSeq and is a predicted model, not a curated record.
AUGUCCCUGACGCCCAUUACACAACCUAACGCCACACCCUGUAUCCUGCCCCUGUCUGCCGUGGUCCUCAUCAGGAUCGUCUUCAGUCAGGGCGGGGACCCGCCUCCUGACGAGCUGCUGCUGCUACUGCUGCUUCGUGCAGCUGCGGUAAUGCCGCCCCUGCCGCUGCCGCUGCCCAUGCCGCCGCACCCGCAGCUCCACGUCGCUGCCACUCUACUUCGCGGCAGAGGCGGGCGCCGCCUUCGUCGCCUCCACUGCGACGACUGGGGUGGUCGCAGGCAGCAUCGAGAUGCCAGGCUUGAGAAGAGUGUCGUCGCCUACAGCCGCAUUUCCGGCUUGACGGUUGGGCAUCACGGUCGACGCGAACAGCAUCAAGGGUGGCCCUUCAAUGGGCGUGUUGUUGUGCGCAUCCAUGGCGGCGGCUGGCGCGGCUGA